Fusarium mangiferae is the source of this 909-nucleotide messenger RNA. RefSeq lists its product as uncharacterized. The coding region runs from base 1 to 909 and encodes 302 amino acids. The record is from RefSeq and is a predicted model, not a curated record. Lineage: Eukaryota; Fungi; Ascomycota; Sordariomycetes; Hypocreales; Nectriaceae. The transcript is spliced from 2 exons.
AUGCGAUCUGUCAUUCAUUUGCGAGUGGCGUUUGGCUUAUUGGCCAUUGGCUCUGCUGUCGCAAGCCCUUGCAAGCCUCCCUCAGUCACAACAACCUCUACUGUCACUUCUGCUACCAUAUCCACUACUGUCACUUCAGAUGCUUCCACCGAGGUAUCUGUGUCUACUUCCUUUGCAUCCACCACUGAAAAUGAAGGCGCCACUUCGUCCACGGUAGUUGAGUCCUCUACCGAGACAUUUGUCUAUUCCACCGAGACAUCUGCUUCAUCGGCUGAAACAUCGGAUGCGUCCAUCACCGUUGAGACGUCUACAGCCUCAGCCACCACGACUUACACUACCGAGGUUACAACUGCUGAGCCAACCACCACCGAUGUCACCACGACCAUCGCUGAGACAACGUCAUCCGCAGCUAUCCCUACCUUCACAAUGUUCGCUUCCGGCUCAAACGCCAUCGCAGGCAGAAGUCUCGAAACUUACAACCGCGACGGCACUGUGGCCGUAUUCGAUCCCGCCACCGAGGACGACAACCCCUCUGCCCGACCAUACUCCAUUGACUCUCAAGGCAGGAUCGUGAAUGAUCUGGGCUGGUUCCUUUGCGGGUACUACGGUGCGACGAACGAGGAACUUAACAGACCUGCGACGGUUGUGACCUGUCAUAGCGAGACUCCUCUGCAGAAAGCUUUCCUGACUUGCGAGUUAUCUGGCCCCUUUGGGAUCGAGUGCUCGGUCCCGGCCAUGUCUUGUGUCUCGAGUGGAUCUUCCAGUAUGGGUCCGACAUGUAUACCUACUGCAGGUACUUGGAGCUUGGCUUCUGUCGGUGUUCGGGCGUUUGGCCAUACCUGGCUGAUUGGAAGCAGUGAUACACCGGCUACUUAUGAACGUAUGACCAUGAGCAUCCGAGAGGUCUGA